Messenger RNA from Labrus mixtus (cuckoo wrasse), 3029 nucleotides. Its product is annotated as plastin-3-like. Gene Ontology annotation, cellular component: actin filament; cytoplasm; actin filament bundle. The transcript has 16 exons. Gene Ontology annotation, molecular function: calcium ion binding; actin filament binding. Gene Ontology annotation, biological process: actin filament bundle assembly; actin filament network formation. Bases 179 to 2047 code for a protein of 622 amino acids. The record is from RefSeq and is a predicted model, not a curated record. Lineage: Eukaryota; Metazoa; Chordata; Actinopteri; Labriformes; Labridae.
GCGCAGACCAUCGUCUGGAGGUGACGUCACCGACAGGGCGGGGCCAACAUUCCAACUGCCGUCUACUUUUGUCUCUACGUGGAGGAGGCAGGACUGCACACUGGACGCUGUCUGGACUUUCAGGCGCACCGACAUCUCACAUUUCUCUGAGUGACCCACUCAGGUCAAUCACAGAAAAAUGUCUGGAAACAUAUCAAAAGAGGAUAUAGAGGAGAUGAGGGAGUCCUUUGGGAAAUUUGAUCUGGACGGCAAUGGAUUUAUUUGUGAUUAUGAACUCCACGAAGUCCUCAAAGAGUCCGGCCAUCCCCUCCCAAGAUACAUGGUUCGAGAGAUCGUUCAGAAACUGGAUCGCGACAAGGAUAACAGGAUCAGCUUUGAAGAGUUUUUGUCGAUUGUCAAGGAGUUAAAGGGUAGUGAAAUAGCAAAAACUUUCCGGAAGGCCAUCAACAAAAAGGAAGGCAUCCUGGCAAUUGGAGGGACUUCUGAGCUAUCCAGCGAAGGGACACAACACUCGUUCUCUGAGGAGGAGCGAUAUGCCUUUGUGAACUGGAUCAACACGGCUCUGGAAAAUGACCCUGACUGCCAACACGUCCUGCCCAUGGAUCCCAACACAGACUCUCUUUUCAAGUCUGUCAAAGAUGGUAUAGUCCUCUGCAAAAUGAUCAACCUGUCAGUUCCAGACACUAUUGAUGAGAGGACCAUCAAUAAGAAGAAAAGAACACUGUUUACAGAGCAGGAGAAUCUCAACCUGGCCCUCAACUCAGCGUCUGCUAUCGGCUGCCAUGUGGUGAACAUCGGUGCUUUAGACCUGAGCGAGGGGAAGCCCCAUCUGGUACUGGGCCUGCUGUGGCAGAUCAUCAAAAUUGGCCUGUUUGCUGACAUUGAGCUCAGCCGAAAUGAAGCACUGGCAGCCCUGCUAAGAGACGGGGAAACCCUGGAGGACCUGAUGAAGUUGUCUCCAGAAGAACUGCUGUUGCGCUGGGCAAACUAUCACCUGGAAAAUGCUGGCCAGCCUAAGAUAAACAACUUCAGCUCUGACAUCAAGGACUCCAGGGCCUAUUUCCACCUACUGAACCAAAUCUCUCCAAAAGGCACAGAUGAAGACAAGCCAUGCAUAGACAUCAGCAUGGCAGGCCUCAGUGAGAAAGACGACGUGAAGAGGGCAGAGGCCAUGCUGCAGCAGGCUGACAGGCUUGGCUGUCGACAGUUUGUCACUCCAAAUGACGUCGUCAGCGGAAACCCCAAACUCAACCUUGCCUUUGUGGCCAAUCUUUUCAACAAAUAUCCAGCACUGACCAAACCUGAGAACGAGGACAUUGAUUGGGGACUGUUGGAAGGUGAGACACGGGAAGAAAGGACAUUCAGAAACUGGAUGAACUCACUGGGAGUGAACCCACAUGUCAACCAUCUGUAUGGAGAUCUACAGGAUGCCAUGGUCAUCCUUCAACUCUAUGAGAAGAUUAAAGUCAGCGUCGACUGGAACAACAAAGUCAACAUGCCUCCUUACCCCAAACUGGGAACCUACAUGAAAAAGUUGGAGAAUUGUAACUAUGCAGUGGAACGGGGCCAUGAAGCUAAGUUCUCCCUUGUUGGAAUCGCUGGGGUCGACCUGAUUGAUGGCAACCCUACCCUGACCCUGGCUCUGGUGUGGCAGCUGAUGAGAAGAUAUACGUUGAAUGUGCUGGAAGACCUGGGUGAGGGACAGAAAGUAAACGAUGACAUCAUUGUAAAAUGGGUGAACAAAACAUUGGCGGAAGCUGGAAAAACAACAAAGAUUUCAAGCUUUAAGGACAAAGACAUCAGCAGCAGCAUGGCAGUACUGGAACUGAUAGACGCCAUCCAGCCAAACUGUGUCGACUAUGAUCUGAUAAAAACCGGCAGUCUCAGUGAGGAAGACAAGCUAGAAAAUGCCAAAUAUGCCGUCUCUAUGGCGAGGAAAAUCGGAGCCCGUGUCUAUGCCCUCCCAGAAGAUCUCGUUGAGGUCAGAUGCAAAAUGGUGAUGACGGUGUUUGCCUGCUUGAUGGGUCGGGGAAUGAAGCGGUGUUAAGAGACUGUCCGAGAUCAUAGUGACACUUUACCAACUACCCCCAAGCCAUUUUGAAAGAGCAAGAGCUCUCCCAACUGAAGAAAUGAAGAGACAAAGAUUUUUUUGUUGUUGUCAUAUGAGAAUAACAUGAUGAUAUGAAGUACAAAAUCCGAAUUUGCAUGUAUCCCACCUCUUUUGAGGUGUUUACUGAAGUAUGUGCUUUUCUCUUAUUUAAAAAUGAGUCCAAAAUACUAAAAUGUCCAAAGAGAAGGCUCGUUACUUGUUACAUUCAAUAUGCCAACUUCCUGUUCGAUGUAUAAGAAUACCGUUUUAUAAAGCCAAUAUGCAUAUUUCCAGCUGCAAGGUUGUUUACAUAUUUUUACUCUGACUCAUAAGUAAAUACUAUCCAUGAAUUAGAAACACACACAUUCCUGAUUACUAUACUGAUGAUGAAAUGCUUGACCAGGUAAAGAAAAAUGUCAGAGGUGGAAUAUUUAGGUGAAGCACAGGUUGAAAAAACACCCAAACCUCCUCUCUUAUUUAAUCAAGUACAAGCAUGUCUUAAUAACUGGCACUAUGAACUUAUACAUAUCGCUAUACAGAAGCCAUACGGUCAAGUUAUAGAAAUGACCAGCCUGAUGUGCUGUCUGUAUUCCUUUGCUCGUCUUCUUUGUUUCUUGGGAUUAUUACAGGAGGUAAACGCUGUUUUGGUGAACUGUCUGGUCUAUGAUGUAAGGGAAUUUUUUUUUUUCUGUCUGUUACGUUGGAUGAGGAGCCGGCCGACUGGACUCUGCUGGCUUCUGCUGUGCCUUCUUAUAUCAAAGAUGACUUGUAAAAGCUUUGAGGUUUUCUGUUUUAUUAUUGUACUCAACAUUACCAAAUAUAAACAGUUACUUCAUUCCAGGUAGUUUGAUGAUACUCAGUGACAGCGGCCAAAUUGUAUUUGGUGUCUUGUUCAUGUCUACCCUAAAGUGCUUUACAAUAAAUAUGAAUUUUAAAGCUA